AUGACUUGUGGGGAGUACAUCACACAAACUUGGCCAGACACAUCUUCGACUCUGAGACUGCUCAUCGCCUUGAUCUCGCGACCAUCAACUCGCCCAAUGCGUGAGAUAGAUCAGGUCAAGGUCUCGUUGAAUGAAAUUGAGACGCAGAUACAUUUCCGCCUUGUUGGAGCGCCACACACAUUGGCAGAAAUCUGCGAGGCAGUCGCCUGGGUCCACGCUGCCGUAGCAAGGACUCCAUCGAAAAAGCCGAGUAUGGUCGAUUUCAUUGUCGAAUGUAGAGGGAAUCAGACACUGAGCUACUGUACCCGCAGUGUAAUCUCGCCCUUGAUCAACAAUUUGGACCGCGAUACCCAAUGCUGGCUCCCAUUAUUCCCGAAUACUGCCGUGGCCAUUGACUGCCGACGAAACCUUGUGUGCGAAAACUCACCAUUAGGGCUAAAUAUCUCAUGGGAUUUACUAUGCUUCAUCUGUGGGUUGGAAUACGAGGUUGAUACUGAAACCGGGUUUGCGCUGUACGGCCAACGGUCGUUGGUCUAUCCUACGAGAUAUUUACCAACGUCUGAGUCCAUGCAAUGGCAUUUCCAAGACCUUAAAAAGGGAGAACUUCCGCCGACUGGAUCAUUUCAAGGUGGCGAGAGGUUCAAUGACCUCAACGAAUGCCUCACGAUUGGAAAAGAUCACUUGCUGGGCUUCUGGCCCGAACCGCUGGUCACCCUGGGGACCGAGUAUAACAAAGACGUUGACAUCACCAAAGUUCGCUGGACAAACCCGGGAGAUACCGAGACCAUCAACGACGUAUACGAGAAAGACGGUUACACAUUCGGCGCCUCAAUUUCUGCACCGAGAUUACUCAGUUUUAAUGCGAGCAUGACCUACAAGAUAGCCCACAAUCGCAGGAAUAUCUACAUGUCAGAUUUCAUUGGCAACAUGGAAAGCAUAAUCGACACACCUGCGCUAGUCUACUCCAUCCAGGAAGGACGCGCAUAUGUGGUGCCGUUAAUCAGUGUCGUGUUCCACAUUGGACGGGUGAGAGCCAAAGUACAUAAACUGUCCCAGUACCACGUUGCUCCUUGUGAGGCAUUGGCGAAUGGAGGUCUAGCUGCGUUCGAUGCCAUACGGAAAUCUUAUCAAGAUCCACUCGCAGCUAAACAACCACAGAACAGCAAAGAUGGUGAGGUCCAAGUGCCUUACCGAGUCAAGGACCAUCUGCAAUCUGUCUACGCAGCACUUCAAGUUACCGUGCGACAGAGGUCUUUGCUGAAGCGCUUCUUCAAGGAAUACCUGGUUGGGUACGAGCUGGCCGACAUCGCCCACGAAUAUCAGUCUUACAACUUCAAGAGGCAUCAACUGAAAGACCUGGUUUGCUGGAAGCCAUUGGUAGAUGAAGUCCACCUAGUCCUGUUUUGUGAAGGGCUCUACGAUCCGAUCAUCCGAGACCCAAAGUCACAAGCCGCGGAUGGCUGCGUCGGUAGACAUCAUGACACCAUUCCCUGUGGGUUGGAUAUUCUAACAGUUUCACUCCCGUGCUUGCUCCAUCUAAGUCGCAGAUACAACGAGCCCGGCUCCGCUUAUGAAUGGGUUAUUGAAGGCUGCAAGUGGCACAGUCGCCACAGCAAAGGCUUGGUCUUUUUCGAGUGCGAUCACAGUCGCGCACAGCACUGUCAAAAGCUUCAAUCUCUGAAAUCAAAAGGCCAGAAGCACGCCAGGAUGCCUGACUACGACAACUUGGCGAAAUACCAGAAUGGAGCAAUUGCUUUUGAGGAUGAGGUCGGCGCCGGCACGAAACUGAAACGCCUCUCCAAUGCCGACCGCACCCAGGUAGAACCAGGCAAAGAAUGGGUCGUGGCCACAGUCCGACAGCUUCGUGUCGCUGGAGACUUUGAAGUCGCCUUGAUCCUGACACAUUUGCACCACGACCGUGGCGAGUCCGUCGGCAUCGUGAAGCCAGCAUUGCUGCAGACCUUCUGCCUAUUCUUUUCGAUGUUCUUCAAGGCCGUGCGGGAACCGUCGAGAAAGACGACCUCGUACGACCCAAACUCCCGACGUGGUGCCUUUGGCGUUUGGUGGGCCUUUUGA
Messenger RNA from Fonsecaea pedrosoi CBS 271.37, 2076 nucleotides. RefSeq lists its product as uncharacterized. The record is from RefSeq and is a predicted model, not a curated record. The transcript has 3 exons. Lineage: Eukaryota; Fungi; Ascomycota; Eurotiomycetes; Chaetothyriales; Herpotrichiellaceae. Bases 1 to 2076 code for a protein of 691 amino acids.